Messenger RNA from Prorocentrum cordatum, 1808 nucleotides. The record is from the annotation of a GenBank genome assembly. Lineage: Eukaryota; Dinophyceae; Prorocentrales; Prorocentraceae.
AGCCGCUGUGCUCAGUCCGAUCGGGGGCGCGCCUGCCAUGAGAUGACAAACCGGCCCCCGCUCCCAGGCACGUAUGACCCGAAGGACUGGAAGUGCCCCAGCUGCAAGGCGCUCAACUUCAAGAAGCGCACGUCGUGCCUGUCGUGCGCGACCCCGAAGCCCAGGCAGGCCGAGCAGGAGAUCACAGGACUGGCGCGUCGGGAAGAAGGACCUCGGCGAGAAUGUCAGCGCCGACUGGACAUGCCGACAAUGCCAGCAGUUCAAUUUGGCGGCGGACAAGGUCUGCAAGAAGUGCCAGGCGCAGUGCCCGCCCAAGACGGCUGCGGCGGUGCCGCUGGGCGCGUCCGAGUUCCGCUCUGGGCGGGGCUCUGGCCACUUCGACCGCCAGGACCCGAAGGAGGAGCGGAACUCGCACAACUCGGACGAUGAGGACGACUACGACGAGUUCGGGCGCAAGAAGAAGAAGACGCUGUCCAAGGCCGACCGGCAGAAGGCCGCCCUGGAGCGCCUGAAGAACAAGGGCGCGGCGGCGAGGCGGGACCGCUCCAGAAGCCGCUGAGGCGCCUGCCGAGCGGGGCGCUCGCGGUGGCGACCCCGGGGCGCGGCGACGGGGGCCCCCCUCUGCACACGCUUCGCGGGGGCACCGGCUCCUCCUCCUCCUCCUCCUCCCCGCUGCUCCUUGUUGGUGGGUCCUGGCGGGUGCUGUGCUUCCCCUCUUCCUUUCCCAGCCUUUCUCGGAGCCCUCCCCGGGCGUUCCUCUUGCGCAGAAUGCUCUGCUGCAGUUGCGCUCCUCCGACACGUAUCCUCGGAUACGCUACCACUGCGGGACGCGUUGCGAGUGGAAAAGAUCGGACUGCCCUUCCUGUGCCAUCUCCCCUGUCGCCACCGCCUCGUGGAGCCCGAUUGCCACAUCUCUAGUCGAGUAAAGGUGUCACAGUUGAUGAUACCUCUCUUGUGCGUUGCUUCAACUCGUAUUUGGUUUCGAAUCCUGAUUUUUCGGAGGAAGGUGACAAGAGCUCCGCGCCCUCUGGCUCGACUGGCAGUGCUGCCAGCGCUGGAGGGCAGGAGCAUGCCCGCCCCACAGAGCCUGCUACUGCAUCUGUUGCAAGCGUUCCUGUCUGCAGCGUUGCGCCCAGCUCUUCCUCGAGUGAUGUGGUCGCCUCGGCCCCAGCCACCAGGGAGUGCUUGAGGCGCAUUGCCGCUUCUCUCCGCUGCGAGGCGGACGAUAUGGGAACGGGUGGGGCUGUGGAGGCGGGGUCGGGGGAUUCGGAUUGAUUUGCAGCGUUCUUGCCUGCCUUUCUCUUUUGGCAGGUGUGAACCCGUUUUCUUGUUCGUGUGGUUGCCGUCGCAGCCACCCCCUCUAAUUUUGUUUCUGUUCUCAAUCUUAUCCUCGGCCGUGCUUUGCCUCCUUGGCCUUCAGGCUGUUGUGGCAUAGGUUGCGGCUUCGCGAUCUAAGCGGCGACCGCCUGUCCGCUCAGGAUGCUCUCCGCGUUGCCGAUCGUUUUUCCAGCUGAGGGUCAGCUGGUGCCUGUUUUUCACCUGUCAUUCGCCACUAAUGGCAGGUAUGGCUACUUGUGUGGCGAGUUGUUUUUUCUUGUGCACUGUCUCUGGCGUGUCUGCCAGACAGUGAGAGCCCGAGCCGAGGGUCGAUCCGUGCGGGGAGGGGGCCAUAGUGGGCGCUCCGAAAGGAACUCCCGAAACCCCCUCCCCAUAGCGGCUCUCGCCGAGGCGAGGUCUUCUCAGAGCUGGCAGGUCCCGCCUUGCCAGUUGCUUGCACUAUGCGGUGGGCCCGUGGAGGUCAAAAAAAU